AUGCUCAAAGAAAGCGGAGACAUUGCCAACCAGACGUCCGCAUUUGAGGAUAUGGAAAAUUACGCAGUACUUACGGGAACAUCACACGACAAACAUUUCUCGGGUAGGAACACUUCACGUAGCUCCGUUUAAUCUCAGAACUACAACUUUGAGUAAUCAUUUUACACCAAAGAAAAUGUAAGAUGCGUGAGCGUGUUGGAGAGAAGCGAGACACCCAACCUUCGCGCGCAAACUGAAAUAGGAAACUCUGCGGAAACUUUGGGGAGGUACCAGGAUGAGAUAUGGUUAUGUAGCUGCACCUGAUGGACACAAUACCGUUGAGGUUAGGGUUAGGGGUUAAAUUUCAGGUUAGGGUUAGUGGUUAUGGUUAGGUGUUAGGGUCACUAUUUUUCAACCACUCAACGUACGACCGUGCAUUCCCAAUAGAUUUUCUUUUGCAUGCAAUUACUUGGCUUCGUCGUCUGUGCGUUCCCCGCCUCACCUGUAAAAACCUCUAUUACCACCGGUGCCAUAUUACAGGUGGCUGGAGUUUGCUUAUCUCAGGUGCGACUACCGAACCAUGUUUGACCGGUAACAGGAUGAAAGACGCUAGUGUGCACAUACGCUUUCUAACUCAAUACUAAUGAGGGGUCACUCGGUAUAAAUGAGAAAAAAGGUAGUAGUUUCUUACGAUAUUGCAUGCACAUGAAUGUAUAGGACAUCUGUCGACACAUAAAAUGACAUGUCCUGAACAACCCAACUGUAGGACGAAAGUAGACAAUUCCGCUUUGCCCCAGAACUGAGGGUCUGCAGCCCACGUGGGCGGUCACAGAGUGGCAAGCAAUCAGCAACUGGGACAUGUUUACCGACAAAGCCAGGAAUGGCGAAAUAAUCAUUUGGUGUUUAUUUGUCUUCAUUAGUCAGUGGUAUGACUGUCUUGUUUAUAUGCUAGGCUUUGUUCUUAACCAUUUUCGAAAUCCUUCUGUAGUCACUUUCGCUAACUCCUAAUCAUGUUUCCGCGAAAAAUAUUUCAUAAGGCAUCCUUUUGACAGAUAUCUUUGUCAGGGAUUCUAAGAAACUAUUCAAAGGUUAACGACCUAGUCAUUCAUGUCCACUCUUGAGUUUCACACAAAUAAAACUGCCCGAAAUAGGCUCAAAAUAUUCGUCCGUUUCAGAAUACACUGCAUGUUCCACUUAGAUAUGUUGAAAUUAGGGCUGAAAGGAAUAAUUUUUUCGUCAACUGCUGUUUUCCCUUUUACUAAUAUUCUAGGUUUUAUAGUAAUUAUUGUGCGCUUUAGUUUGUGACACAUAUUGUCGUGUACUUUGGCAUAUACAAGUGAAAAUCGAGUUCCGGGAAGCAUCCGGUGAUGCCCAAUAACUUGAACAAUUUUUCAUUGGUUUAGCGUUUCAUAUUUGCUCAUAAAGCCCUCACAAGAAUCAACAACAGGUGAGAUAACGGAGGUAUAGGAUGCAGUCACACCAUGACCAUGAUUUCCAACAGUAACCGCUUUCGCAUAAUUGAGGGAAGUUUUAGGCGAAUCGACGAUUACUUAAUCGGCUUCGUCAAACGCUAACACCUGUGAAAAAUGUGGGGACUACAGGGGUUAGCAAGUGUUGUUGCGGAGUAACUGCACCCCAUAAAUACUGUACUCCCUGUGCAUAUGUUGCUCGCCCUAUUGACAAGUUUAGACUCGAGAGAGAAUCCGAAACGUCGGGCGGUUACCGGUUACUGUGCCGCCUCUUUCUCAUUUGCACGACCUGUCAUAAGGUUAAGCAUGUGGAGCAAAGCAACAAGACAGUCUGAAUCGCUUGCAACAAUGUGGUGUUGCGUGGUGUCUUAGUCUCAAUUGUAACAAAUGCCAACUUAUCCGAUUACAAUCGAGCAACAGGAGGCCGUUGAGAUCUGAAUAUCACUAUUUUAUCGGAGGUCACCAACUCGAAUCAGUCAACAAGUUAAAAGACCUCGGUGUGUGGAUGACGUGAACUCUCAAACCAUCGUCUCACUGCGCCAAGGUAUCAAAGAAGGCUACGGGUAUCCUAGGCGCGAUUACAAGAUCCUUUCUCAAUUUUGGCGAAGAAGUUUUCCGUCGAGUUUUUGGAGCAUACGUUCGACCAAUGUUGGAAUAUCGUUCUCAGGCAUGGUGUCCCUGGACGAAACAAGAUUACACCCUACUGGGGAACGUACAACGAACAGCGACCAAGCUAGUCGGCGGAUUAAGUAGCUUACCUUAUGAGAGGCGCCUGGAAAAGCUAAAAAUAUUUCCUCUCUCUUAUAGACAGUACAGAGGGGAUAUGAUCCUGGCCUUCAGGAUCGUCAGUGGGCUAGACUGUGCUCUUCAGUUUGACGAUUUCUUCGAACUGGCACAGACGACCAGUCUUCGAGGGCACCAAUAUAAAUUGAAGUUAAAAUAUGCCAAAGUCGAAUUGCGGGCCAAUUUCCUCUCCCACCGGCUGGAUGGGACAAAUUGCCGUUGUCUUAGCGGAAAACGUUGGGACCUUCAAAGGAAUAUAGAUAAAUAUAUGCUUUAUGGUCAAACAUUUACACGAUAUCAAUGACUGGCAUAAAUGUUACGUAGAUAUCUGCAUGUUUUUUAUACAUCUAUCUGCGAAUAGGGUUUUCCGAGACUCUGCCUAUAUCCCUCACAGAUACUGAAUUUUACUGAACUGAAUUAUUCAUCCACAUUGGUUUUUAAACGAGUAAAUUCCACGAACUUGGAAGUACUUAAUAUUAAUUUUUGUUCGCAGGUUGGAAAAAGAUGACGAUGAAACAAAAACUCAUGUUCUACUUUAGGACUGUCGGUGUCUUACCAUCCUAAAAAUAAAAUGAUAUCUUCCUUUUCCGACCUAUUCAAAGUUCCGUCCUUGUUUGAAAGCGUUCAUUCCCCGUUUAGGCAUGUUGGUUAGCAGUUCAGUCGAUAGUUCCCCCCUACAUUUUGGGUUGCUUUAGUUUUGAUGUAUUUCUUUGGCUAACGACGAGGCCCUGCUCCGGAAAUAAUACAGAACUUGGCUCGAACCUGACGACAGUCCCCUUUCGUGCCUACCUUUAUCCCACUAUUCCGUUCUCGGUUAUUUUUCAUGGUCUAAUUUACUCCGCUUUGAUCUGGCUUCCUUUCCGACCCGGAGCCUUUAUGUUUGCAUAAUUCUGAUAAGCUGUCAGGCGCUCCUCAUGGAAUUUUCUAAACCUACAGCCAAACAAUGGGUAGGGAUUCUGGAGGAUUCAGCUCCGCGUGUCGAAUGUAUAUCAUCAUCGAUCUUAAAUAACUGUAAUAAACAUGCUGAACUAACAAAUGUAGGUAUCUAGAACACAACCGCGUGCCACUAUGUCUUCAUUGAAUCAUAUUUAUGCAUAUAAUCGCGGAAGGACACAACGAUAUCCAGAAGUACUUACAUUUGUGGCUGUAGAUGUGUCCUUGAAACCGAAUGCCAAUUUGAUUUAAGGGUUGUUUGUUCAAACGCAUCUCUUACUAUCCUAUUUAUUUACAGCGCCAUAUUUGAGCAUGAUUCCAGGAAACUACAGAUUUUUCCGACAGAAACAAAAGUAAAUCCAUAAUUUGUAUUGUUAGUGUAGGAAGAGAAAGAAAUCUAAAAAACGUUCUGAAGCGUCUCGAGUGGAAACCAGUGACAGCCAGACUUUCUUCACUAACGAGAAACCAUCCAAAUCUCAAAUACCUUAUAAAACUGUACUUUGAUUAUUUUUUUAUUUUUGCUGGACAAAAAUCGCAUUUUAAAUGAUUUUUAUUGCCGCAAAGACGGAUGUACUUGCAAUGUUUGUGAACUUCGCAAUCUGGCGGCCAAGCAACUCGGUAGUCAUGAAUAUGUAGUCCAGCAGAUUCGAAGGCACACUUUUACGUAUCAUGACUCUGACGUAGUGCAUAAUUUCAAGCCCUUCAAUAAGACCGUUUUUUCGUGCUUAAGAAGGUGAGUCAGAAUUCCUUAAGGGGCGACUUUUUUUUCUAGAGUUCCUAAUGGGCCGAUAUUUCGAUCGUUGACGGGAUCAAGAAACAAAAAAAUAAUUUAUGAAUGCGAAAUGCUUCCAAGACAAAGUGCUCUCCUCCCUCAAACGGUGAGUUUUUUUUCUAUCGGAUCGGAAAUAUAUUCCUCGUUGGAGGUUAAAAUAUCGAACGUGACUACUCAUCUUUAUAAAUUGCAGAUCAUUGUGCGCGGCUCUGCAGAUCUAACUGGUAUUCAAUUGUUACAGACAGCCUAG
Spirometra erinaceieuropaei is the source of this 4186-nucleotide messenger RNA. The record is from the annotation of a GenBank genome assembly. Lineage: Eukaryota; Metazoa; Platyhelminthes; Cestoda; Diphyllobothriidea; Diphyllobothriidae.